Kogia breviceps (pygmy sperm whale) is the source of this 1652-nucleotide messenger RNA. NCBI's taxonomy places the organism in Eukaryota, Metazoa, Chordata, Mammalia, Artiodactyla, Physeteridae. The record is from RefSeq and is a predicted model, not a curated record.
GUGACGCCACCGGAAGGGGCACUCAGGGCCGCGCCAUGGCCCGAAAGGCGGCUGGGAGGCCGCCAGAGGAAAUACUGUCGCUCUGGAAACGGGAGCAAGCCCUGUUGAAGACACUUGUCGUGGACCGGGACACGGAGGCGUGGCAACGGGACCCCGCUUUUUCGGGUCUGCAGAGGGUCGGGGGCGUGGAUGUGUCCUUUGUGAAGGGCGAUAGUGUCAGCGCCUGCGCCUCCCUGGUGGUGCUCAGCUACCCUGAGCUCGAGGUGAUGUAUGAGGACUGUCGAAUGGUGAGCCUGACAGCCCCCUACGUGUCAGGCUUCCUGGCCUUCCGAGAGGUGCCCUUCCUGGUGGACGCGGUGCAGCAGCUGCGGGAGAAGGAGCCCCGCCUCAUGCCCCAGGUCCUUUUUGUGGAUGGAAAUGGAGUGCUCCACCACCGAGUCCUCUGUUCACGUGGAAAAGUUCAGCAAGCCUCUGGUGUGGCCCCCAUCCCCACACUAUCUCUAAACUGCUGGGCUCACUGCCUCACCUCCCCAGCCUCAUCUUCAUCUGCCCCUGCAGGCUUUGGGGUAGCCUGCCACCUUGGUGUCCUCACAGACCUGCCCUGCAUCGGGGUGGCCAAGAAACUUCUGCAGGUGGAUGGGCUGGAGAACAACGCUCUGCACAAGGAGAAGAUACGGCUCCUGAAGGCUGGAGGAGACUCAUUUCCUCUGAUGGGAGGCUCCGGGACCGUCCUGGGCAUGGCCCUGAAGAGCCACGACCACAGCACCAAGCCCCUCUAUGUCUCUGUGGGCCACAAGAUGAGCCUGGAGGCAGCCGUGCGCCUGACCCAUGGCUGCUGCAAGUUUCGGAUCCCAGAGCCUGUGCGCCAGGCUGACAUCCGCUCCCGAGACUACAUCCGCAGGACCCUGGGAGUCCAAGGGGCCCCUGCCUUGCAGCCAGAAAGGAGCAAGAAGGCACAGAGGCCAAAGGUGUGCCCCCAGGGAGUCUCAGAAGAGCCUGCAGAUUUAGAAAUUUUCCAUUGACUUUCUGCCAUGGAGGUUGAGAGUUUGUUCCCUCUCGCGUAGCCUCUCAUACACUUUCCUUCCACCCGUCUUCUCAUUUUCAUUGAAUCAGAAUUCAACGUCUGCGUUAUUCUUUCUUUGCAUGUACUGUUCGUAGCUGAGUAAUGAAAGGUAAUUACAUCUCCUUUUUUGUACAACCUCUUGUUUUUCCUGCACGUGAUAAUUGCCUCAUGUUUUGGAUUUGGUUUAUAUUCUGUGUAUCCAUUACUUAUUCCCAAACCCUGCAAUGGAAAUAUAAAUCUCUUUUUGGUACAUUCAGAGCAUCAGGCCAUCUUGAAUUUAUUUUUUUUCGGAGCCUGUGGUAGCCAGCUUCCAAGAUGGCCUCCUGGGGCUGGUGUAGCCCUAUGGCCACACUGAACCAGGUCCGUCUGUAUGACCAAUGGAGGUGCAAAAGUGAGGGUGUGUCAUUUCUGAUACUAGACCUAAAACACAUUGGGACUUUUGUCUUGAUGGUACCCCCUCCCUCUCUCUUCCCCCCUUAUCAUUCACUUUGAGAGAAGUCAGCUGCUGUGUUGUAAACUGCUCUGUGAAUUCCACGUGGCAGAGAACUGAGCCCACCUACCAGUCACCAUGUGAGGGAGCCAUCUUGGA